CACACACACACACACAAAUAAAUAAAUAUAUAUGGAUACGGUGAAGGGAUUAGGGGCAGGAAGUCCGGUGGUAAUAUUCAGCAAAAACAACUGUUGCAUGUCCCAUGCAAUCAUGGUACUAAUACGAGGUUUCGGGGCAAACCCUGUGGUAUACGAGCUUGACCAUCUAACCAAUGGGCUUCAGAUGGAGAAGGCGUUGACUGAGCUAGGGUGCAGCCCGAGCGUACCGGCAGUGUUCAUAGGCAAGAAAUUUGUCGGUGGUUCUAAUGAGAUUAUGAGCCUCAACAUCAAAGGGGAGCUCAAGAAAUUGCUUAUCAAGGCCAACGCUAUAUGGAUGUAGUAGGAAGAAAACACACGAACCUUUACUUAUAUGACAUUUUGUAGGGUGGGGUGUAGUUAUGUGAGCUGCUCUUAGCUAGAAACAUAAUCAUAUUUCGAGUAUACGUAACUAUAUAUCGAAUAUAGAUAGGUAUACUGAGUGAGAGGCCUUUUUUGUUGUACUAGUGUAUGGUAGAGAUGCCUACUCGUAUUAUAGCAUGUAUUUUAAUUGUCAAGUCUUUAAUAUAGUUCGAACCUAAAUUUUAUGUGCCCUGAUCAUUCUCUUGAAAACUCCAAAUUCUCGAUCAUACGGACAGUACUAAUAGCGUAUUAAAGACUAUAUUCGGUUAAUGCUGUAGGCAGAUAAUUAAGAUUUUAUUCAAAGUGUGAGGACAAAUGCAGACAAAAUGUAUAAGCUUAUUAUAUUCGAUUAGAUGAUAAUGUUUAGCUGAAUCGAUCGAAAUUAUUUGCAUAAUAAGAUGAAA
Molecule: messenger RNA, 803 nt
Organism: Erythranthe guttata (spotted monkey flower)
Lineage: Eukaryota; Viridiplantae; Streptophyta; Magnoliopsida; Lamiales; Phrymaceae
Product: monothiol glutaredoxin-S6
Source: RefSeq, a predicted model, not a curated record